CUUAUCAGACCUUUCAUUCGCCAUACGGAGAUCCUCGUUGUAGAGUCAUGUCUCUCAUUACAGCUGGACGCCUGUGCGCCCGUAUCCUCGGAGCCAAGAACUCCCCUUGUGCUCUGAUUGCUGCCCGGCAGGCUAGCUCUUCUGCGAAUCUAAAAGAUGUCCUGUCAGAUUUAAUCCCCAAAGAACAAACUAGAAUUAAGAAUUUUCGGCAGCAGUAUGGCAAGAACGUGAUAGGACAGAUCACUGUUGACAUGAUGUACGGUGGUAUGCGAGGGAUGAAGGGUUUGGUUUAUGAAACAUCUGUGCUUGACCCUGAUGAGGGUAUCCGUUUCCGAGGCUACAGCAUUCCAGAGUGUCAGAAGUUGCUCCCCAAGGCUCCAGGUGGAGAAGAGCCAUUACCUGAGGGACUCUUCUGGCUUUUGGUGACCGGGGAGGCACCUAGUCAAGAACAGGUGAACUGGAUUUCCAAGGAAUGGGCAAAGAGGGCUGCUCUUCCUUCCCAUGUUGUGACCAUGCUGGACAACUUCCCUACCAACCUGCACCCCAUGUCACAGCUCAGUGCUGCCAUCACAGCAUUGAACAGUGAGAGUAAUUUUGCUCGGGGCUAUGCUGAAGGGGUCAACAAAACCAAGUACUGGGAGUUAAUUUAUGAAGAUUCCAUGGAUCUGAUUGCCAAGCUGCCUUGUGUUGCCGCAAAGAUCUACCGCAAUCUUUACCGUGAGGGGAGUAGCAUUGGCGCCAUUGAUUCCAAUCUAGACUGGUCUCACAACUUUACUAACAUGCUGGGUUACACAGACCCACAGUUCACAGAGCUCAUGAGACUUUACCUGACUAUCCAUAGUGACCAUGAAGGAGGCAAUGUCAGUGCACAUACAAGCCACUUGGUGGGUAGUGCAUUGUCUGAUCCUUACCUUUCAUUUUCUGCGGCCAUGAACGGAUUGGCAGGACCUCUUCACGGCCUGGCUAACCAGGAAGUUCUUGUGUGGCUCACAAGCCUGCAGAAGGAUCUUGGUGGAGAGGUGUCUGAUGAGAAGCUGAGAGAUUACAUCUGGAACACGCUGAACUCUGGCAGGGUUGUCCCUGGAUAUGGUCACGCUGUGUUGAGAAAAACCGACCCGCGCUACACGUGCCAGAGAGAAUUUGCACUUAAACAUCUUCCAAAUGACCCUAUGUUCAAACUGGUGGCUCAGCUUUACAAGAUUGUUCCCAAUGUACUGUUGGAACAAGGCAAAGCCAAGAAUCCAUGGCCUAAUGUGGAUGCUCAUAGUGGGGUCCUCCUGCAGUAUUACGGCAUGAAGGAGAUGAACUACUACACAGUUCUCUUUGGCGUAUCGCGGGCACUUGGUGUUCUGGCUCAGCUUAUCUGGAGCCGAGCUCUUGGAUUCCCCCUGGAAAGACCAAAAUCAAUGAGCACAGAUGGCCUCAUGCAGCUGGUCGGAUCAAAGUCUGGCUAAUCAAAACGGGAAUCGCCAGGGCCCCUCCAUUUUGUAUAGAGGGCUCUUUAAAAAAAGACAGUACACCUUUUGUUUCAACGGACUGCUUUGCACCCCACUGUUUUCUGAAUUCCGAUGAGAAAACAUGUCUGGUUAUUUAUGCUGAAAAUCCAUCUUGCAGCUCAGUCUCAGCCCCUUUUCUUGCUGAAGAGAUCUGUAUUCAGUUCUCCAUCAGGAAAUGGGAUCUUGUGCUGCUGGUUAGAAUCAGAACUCUGGAACCCCCUCAGUCACAAUCUGUUAACUCACAGACCCCAUCAUUCUGCUUAUUUAUAAUUCAGCCACGGGCAGUCAGUGCCUCCUAAUUUUGUUACUAAUCUGCAGAAGCAGUGGCCCAUAGGUUUUCAUACACAGGCUUGUAUGGCACAGCAGCCCCCUUUAUAUGUCCCAUUGUGAAACGCAAAACCUGCUAUAGACUUGCCUGUGCUUAGCACAACACUGCGCCUGGCUUCAUAUCUUCAGGAGCAUGGGUUUCAUUCUCUUACUGGGAAAUGUGAUUAUGUUUCUGCAACCAUUUAACUGCUGUAGGUUGGCUGAAGGGCCUGCAGGGCAGGAGAAGAUUAAAGUCAGCAGUAUUGGACUUUGGAGGCCAUCAGAAUAUACUGUCAGGCAAGGGUUUGGCAUUGUAUCAUCCCCACUUGUUCUUAUCCCAUGGAUGCUCCUCAUCUAUCACUUUUUGUUUUUAACAUGUAGGUUUUUAUGUAGGUGGACAGAUAACCCUGCCUGCUGACCACAGUGAAAUUAUAAGGGAGUAGAAAUGUCCAUGAGCAAGAAUUAUUGUGGAUGGGUUGCUGCUUUUAAUGUCCCCCUACUAAAGUAAGGCUCUACUGUCGUUAUGCUUUUAUUUGCAGCUCUUUUUAUGUGUUCCAGCACUCUGGAUCCUCCUGUGCUGUACUGGGCCUUAAAAUAUUGCUAACGACCUUUUAGUGCUUUACAAACACAACUGUGAAUUCAAAGGAUUCAGUUAGAGAGAGUUUCUACUGGUUUGUUUUUUUUUUUUUUGUUUUUUUUUUUAAAGCUACCUUUACUUUAGCCCCUUCCUUGCUUGUGGCAGCAGUCUAGCAAUUCUUGCCGCAGUGAUCAGCUCCCAUCAUCCCAAGGACUACAAAAGCCUGGGAGCCUUAAGCAUUGCUACCCUAUGGGGUCUUGUUUGAUUACAGGGUUCUGCUAUCCAAAGGCCACAGUUGGACUGAAUAAAUGCUCAUUAUACAGUGUCGGUGUGCUUGUUAGUGUGCAUUUCCCACUCCUUCUGCACUAGUUCAUUAAUCCUCAGAGAUCUGCAAGUGCACUUUCCCAAGCUGCUUAAUUUGUCUUCCUCUUGUGCAGGAAUGUCAGGCUGCCAGCCCUUUUGCAAAGUCUAGUUAGUGAUAUUAGGACUCAUAAUUCCCAGCUGUUGGGGGUUACAGUUUGGCAUCUCUGCUCUACAGCAUGACUGUCCACCUAGAGACCCAAAAAGGGAUCCUGUGACCCAUUUGUUAAUACACUCCUGUCCACCUGUCAGCCUUUUCCCAUGUGGUAUUGCCUAACCUGUUCUUGUCAGUGCAGACUAAUUGGCCAUCAAAUGCUCUGCAAAUUAUGGAUUGAUAUCCCAACUUACCAACAGACUUAAGGUUGUUCUGUAUAAAUGCAAAAUAAAUGUUUUUAUUACCUA
Molecule: messenger RNA, 3141 nt
Organism: Xenopus tropicalis (tropical clawed frog)
Lineage: Eukaryota; Metazoa; Chordata; Amphibia; Anura; Pipidae
Gene: cs
Product: citrate synthase
Biological process (GO): tricarboxylic acid cycle; citrate metabolic process
Cellular component (GO): mitochondrial matrix
Molecular function (GO): citrate synthase activity; acyltransferase activity, acyl groups converted into alkyl on transfer
Source: RefSeq, marked provisional